This is a messenger RNA of Oenanthe melanoleuca, 2737 nucleotides long. RefSeq names its product G3BP stress granule assembly factor 1 (gene G3BP1). The record is from RefSeq and is a predicted model, not a curated record. Bases 434 to 1852 code for a protein of 472 amino acids. Gene Ontology annotation, cellular component: cytosol; ribonucleoprotein complex. Lineage: Eukaryota; Metazoa; Chordata; Aves; Passeriformes; Muscicapidae. Gene Ontology annotation, molecular function: mRNA binding. The transcript is spliced from 12 exons.
GGCGCUGCACUGCGGCUCAACCACACUGCGGCGCCCAGCGCGCGCCGCCUUGCGCUCCUGCUGGCGCGGGGAGCGUCGUCCCAUUGGCCAAAAGGCAAAUCUAUCAGCAGUCGCCCACCGCCCAUUGGCUCGCCCGUCUGUCAGUCACUCUCACGGCCCCGCGAAGCUCUGCCGCAUGGUUGGCUGGCUGAGCUGCCCCUCAGCUCUCCGCCCGCCUCCUCACGGCUGCGGGCCAACCGGCAUCCGAAUAAGGGCGAGCGCCGCUCUCUGACUGGCUGGGCCGCGCCCGCUGGGGUAGGCUGCGCGCCGGAUAUAUGCAGCCGGCGGCAGAGCACGCCGCUGCGUGAGGCGCUUCUCGUCCGCCGGGCCCUGUGGUGAAGCGGCGCCUCCGCUCCCGUCCCGCUCUGCCCGCAGUUUUCAGUUGACCAAAGAAAUGGUGAUGGAGAAGCCAAGUCCCCUGCUGGUCGGGCGGGAAUUCGUGAGGCAGUACUAUACCCUGCUGAACCAAGCACCUGACUAUUUGCACAGGUUUUAUGGAAAGAACUCUUCCUAUGUCCACGGUGGCUUGGAUUCCAAUGGAAAACCAGCUGAUGCAGUCUAUGGGCAAUCUGAUAUCCACAAGAAGGUGCUGUCACUAAACUUCAAGGAUUGCCACACAAAGAUCCGUCACGUGGACGCCCACGCCACGCUCAACGACGGGGUGGUGGUGCAGGUGAUGGGGGAGCUCUCCAAUAACAUGCAGCCCGUGCGCAGGUUCAUGCAGACCUUCGUGCUGGCUCCUGAGGGCUCUGUUGCAAACAAGUUCUAUGUCCACAACGAUAUCUUCCGCUACCAGGAUGAGGUUUUUGGGGACUCUGAUACUGAGCCUCCAGAGGAAUCAGAGGAGGAAGGGGAGGAACCUGAGGAAAGACAGCAGACACCUGAGGCUGUUCCUGAUGAUAGCGGUGCUUAUUAUGAGCAGGCUGUCAGCAAUGACAUUGAGGAACACCUGGAAGAGACAGCUGCAGAGGCAGAGCCUGAGCCAGAGGCAGAAACUGAGCAGGAGCCUGAACCAGAGGCGCAGGAAGAAAAGUCUGAGCCAGUAUUAGAGGAAUCUGCUCCAGAAGAGACUGUGGAAAAGAGUCCUUCUCCAGCUCCUGCUGAUCCAGCUCCUGCAGUGCAAGAGGACUCCAGGACAUUUUCCUGGGCGUCAGUAACCAGCAAGAACCUUCCUCCCAGUGGGGCUGUCCCAGUAUCAGGAAUACCACCUCAUGUUGUGAAAGUACCAGUCUCGCAGCCCCGCCCUGAGGCAAAGCCUGAAUCUCAGACCCCUCCUCAGAGACCUCAGAGGGAUCAGCGAGUGAGGGAGCAGCGAACGAGCAUCCCACCACAGCGGGGUCCUAGGCCAAUUCGCGAGGGUGAACAAGGCGAUGUGGAAACCAGGCGGAUUGUGAGAUACCCAGACAGUCAUCAGCUGUUUGUUGGGAACCUUCCCCAUGAUGUGGAUAAAUCUGAACUUAAAGACUUUUUCCAAAAACUCGGCUUCUCUCUUGCAGGCUAUGGCAAUGUUGUUGAACUCCGCAUCAACAGUGGUGGAAAGCUCCCUAAUUUUGGGUUUGUGGUGUUUGAUGAUCCUGAGCCAGUUCAGAAGAUCCUUAGCAACAGGCCCAUCAUGUUCAGGGGAGAGGUGCGCCUGAACGUGGAGGAGAAGAAAACACGAGCUGCCAGGGAGGGUGACCGCAGAGAUAACAGACCCCGUGGACCUGGAGGCACUCGUGGGGGGCUGGGAGGUGGGAUUCGAGGGCCUCCACGUGGAGGCAUGUCCCAGAAGCCAGGAUUUGGAGCUGGAAGGGGGAUCGGGCAACGCCAGUGAAUUCAUCGCCGAUGUUGACAUGGUGGCGCAAACCUUUUUCCUGCAGAUUUGUGAAUUUCAGCCUUGGGUAUCUUGGAAUGUGGCCCUAGCCCGUUAUAGACUGCUACGUUUGAUACUAUUUUGGCCCCUUUUUGUUUGUGUUAUGGUUCUGUGAUUUAUUUUUUUCUAGUCCUUGUCCCAGAUUCCAGCUUUGUGGAACAACGUUUUAGGAAAAGUGGAUUUUAAAAAGAACUGAAUUUUCUUGUUCACCUCACACUUACGGACUGAUUUUUGGUUUUUUGGUACCAGUGGUUUUUCCUAAAGGAAUGUCUUUCUUUUUUUCUUUUGCCUUUUUUUUUUUUUUUUUUUCCCCUCCUCUCUUUCUACUGAAUUUGGGUGCAGUCAGCGGAAUAAUAUUUCACGUGCAUGCGUUCAAGAGCCUGUAGGAAAACAUAGUUCUUUGCAAGUAUUCCAAGGGCAGAAAAGCAAAACUCUUGAUGUUUCUUUGAGGGUCAUAUGAACAUCCUCCAGUCUGGAGACAUUGCCACUUGAAAAAUUGACUUUCAGCUUUCUCUCUGUGGCGCUGUAAAAGUGGAAUAAUGGGUAUCUGUAGAAUCUCUUUUCCUUUUGAUACAUGAUCACAGCAAGGAAUUCGAACUACUGUUUUACCACUUUGAAAUUUUGGAUUGUGGGAUAGGUUUUAAAUGUCUAGAACUUGACUCUUCAAACACUUUUCCUGAACUUGUGAAAUUUUUUAUUGAAAUAGGGAGUUUUUUUCAUGUUUAGUUUGUAUUUGUAUAAAAAAAAAAAGCAAAAUUGUUGUGCCUUCUAUUUAUCUCUCAUUCCAGUUUUGGCAAAUUGUUUUAAAAAAACAAAAAUAAAAAAGGUCUAGAUUUGCUUUAUCAA